Messenger RNA from Hippocampus comes (tiger tail seahorse), 5713 nucleotides. It is a transcript of the gene kdm5bb, whose product is annotated as lysine demethylase 5Bb. Gene Ontology annotation, biological process: regulation of DNA-templated transcription; chromatin remodeling. Bases 203 to 4894 code for a protein of 1563 amino acids. The transcript has 25 exons. Gene Ontology annotation, cellular component: nucleus; chromatin. Gene Ontology annotation, molecular function: DNA binding; histone H3K4me/H3K4me2/H3K4me3 demethylase activity. The record is from RefSeq and is a predicted model, not a curated record. NCBI's taxonomy places the organism in Eukaryota, Metazoa, Chordata, Actinopteri, Syngnathiformes, Syngnathidae.
GGAACAUUCCCGACACGGUGCGUGGAUGGGUGUGCGCGUGGACUAGUGUGCGUGUGUGUCAGCUGCCUCAUCUCGUGUUGAUGUCGAGUGGCUGCCACCGGGCCUGACGGUUAAUAACGGAAUAAAACACCCCCCGGCCCCCGCCCCGUACACGGAGCCCCCCUUCCACGACACCGUGACCCGACCCGUCCUGUCCGAAACGAUGAGCCAGCCUCGGCCGGACGAGUUCAAGCCGCCCCCGGAGUGCCCGGUGUUCGAGCCCAGCUGGGAAGAAUUUGCAGACCCGUAUGCCUUCAUCAAUAAGAUCCGUCCCAUCGCCGAGAAAACGGGCAUUUGCAAAGUCCGGCCGCCUCAGGGUUGGCAGCCUCCAUUUGCUUGCGAUGUUGACAGACUUCACUUUGUACCUCGGAUCCAGAGGCUCAACGAACUGGAGGCUCAGACGAGAGUCAAGCUCAACUUUUUGGACCAGAUUGCCAAAUUCUGGGAUUUGCAGGGAUGUUCCUUGAAGAUUCCCCACGUGGAGAGGAAGAUUUUGGAUUUGUACCAGCUCAACAAGUUAGUAGCGGAGGAAGGCGGAUUUGACAUCGUCUGCCGGGACAGACGUUGGACUAAGAUUGCGAUGCAGAUGGGCUUCGCCCCGGGGAAAGCUGUUGGCUCACACCUGCGAGGACAUUAUGAGAAAACUCUCUACCCCUACAAUCUCUUUCAAAGCGGCGCAAAUCUGCUGACACCAGAGGCAGCUUCCAAACUGAUGCGUUUGGAGGCUGAUCCUGAGCGCGAAAAGUGUGUUCAAAAGGCAGUCCACGCAGACCCGGAGGAGGGUGCCGAAAGUGCGGAUCCGGUCGACAUCAAGGAGCCGAACCUGCCUGAGCCACUACAGAGUCAGCCCCUCCAGAUGGCCAAUUCUUACCCCGGCGCUCGCAGAGGAAAACGCAUGAAGUAUGAGGUGGGGGUUGUUCACUCAAAUGCUUCUCUCCGCAUUUGUCACCAAACACGCAAUGGAUAUCUAAUGUCUGCACGGCCGUUCAAAUGCGGAAAGAUUUAUCGAUAUCUAUUUUUUACUAGCAGAGAGAAAACCAUAACAAAUGAUCAGAGGGGAAUUUUUCAAGAUGGCCCACACUACUGCUGCGCAUCGAGUAGGAACCUUUGCUUCCUCCUCCAGGUGGAUCUGGUUGUGUGUCUGGUUUGUGGCAGCGGGGGCGACGAGGACCGCUUGUUGCUAUGUGACGGCUGCGACGACAGCUACCAUACCUUCUGCCUCAUCCCCCCUCUGACUGACGUCCCCAAGGGAGACUGGAGGUGCCCCAAGUGUCUGGCUCAGGAAUGUAGCAAGCCUCAUGAAGCGUUUGGCUUUGAGCAGGCUUACAGGGACUACUCCCUUCGGGCCUUUGGGCAAAUGGCGGAUGCAUUCAAGUCCGAUUAUUUUAACAUGCCAGUUCACAUGGUCCCUACGGAGCUCGUGGAAAAAGAGUUCUGGCGCUUGGUAGGAGCCAUCGAGGAGGACGUUACCGUCGAAUAUGGAGCAGAUAUUGCGUCAAAGGAGUUUGGCAGCGGAUUCCCCAUUCCCAAUGGAAAAUUUAAGGUCUCGCCUGCGGACGAGAAAUACCUCAGGUGCGGGUGGAACCUCAACAACAUGGCAAUGAUGAACCCGUCCGUCCUCACCCACGUGACGGCGGACAUCUGCGGCAUGACGUUGCCGUGGCUUUACGUUGGCAUGUGCUUCUCCUCCUUCUGUUGGCACAUCGAGGACCACUGGAGCUACUCCAUCAACUACCUCCACUGGGGGGAGCCCAAAACUUGGUACGGAGCUCCCGGCGGUGCUGCGGAGCAGCUGGAGGAGGUGAUGAAGAAACUGGCCCCGGAACUGUUUGAGUCUCAGCCCGACCUCUUGCACCAGCUGGUCACCAUCAUGAACCCGAAUACCCUGAUGGCCCACGGGGUCCCGAUUUAUAGAACAAACCAGUGCGCUGGUGAAUUUGUCGUCACCUUUCCCAGAGCCUACCACAGCGGCUUCAAUCAAGGCUUCAACUUUGCGGAGGCAGUCAACUUCUGCACUGUUGAUUGGAUGUCUCUCGGUAGGCAAUGCGUCAGUCACUACCGCACGCUCCACCGCUACAACGUCUUCUCCCACGACGAGAUGGUGUGCAACAUGGCAGCCAAAGCAGAGACCCUCGAUGUGGUGUUGGCAUCCGCUGUCCACAAGGACAUGGCCGUCAUGAUCAUGGAAGAGCAGGAACUGAGGGGAAAAGUGGCAAAAAUGGGAUUGGUGCAGUGGCGGGAGGCCAAGUACGAUCAUCUCCAGGAUGACGAGCGGCAGUGUGCCAAGUGCCGGACCACCUGUUACCUGUCCGCCAUCACGUGUCCCUGCAGCCCGGGCGUGCUGGUCUGCCUGCAUCACGUCAGCGACCUGUGCUCCUGCCCGCUCACCGACUACACGCUCAAUUACAGAUACACGCUGGAGGACCUCUUACCCAUGAUGAAUGCCUCCAAGCAGCGGGCUGAGCAGUAUGACGCCUGGGCCUCUCGCGUGUCAGAGACUCUGGAGGCCAAACUGGAAAAGAAGAAAGGCUUGCCAGUUUUCCGCUCGCUGCUUGCCGAAUCCGAGUCGGAACGCUUCCCCGAAAAUGACCUGCUGCGUCGCCUGCGUCUGGUCACCCAGGAUGCAGAGAAGUGCUCCUCCGUGGCGCAGCAGCUCUUGAACGGGAAACGGCAGACCAGGUAUCAAUGUGGCGUCGGGAAAUCCCGGAGCCAGCUGACCGUGGAGGAGCUGCGUUCGUUUGUGAGGCAGCUGUAUAACCUCUCCUGCAGCCUCACGCAAGCGCCCUUGUUGAAGGAACUCUUGAAUCGCAUCGAAGACUUCCAGCAGCACAGCGAGAAGGUCCUGGCCGACGAGUCUCCCGGCGCGGCUGAGAUCCAGAGCCUGUUGGACGUCAGCUUUGACUUUGACGUGGACCUGCCCGAGCUGCCGCGCUUGAGGGAGCGGCUAGAACAGGCCCGCUGGCUCGAAGGGGUGGAGCAAGCCGUCAUCCAGCCUGCAAGCCUCACUUUGGAAACCAUGCGGAGGCUCAUCGACCAGGGCGUGGGCCUGCCACCGCAUUCUUCCGUGGAGAAAGCCAUGGCGCGCCUUCAGGAGCUUUUGACCGUGUCGGAGCACUUGGAGGACAAGGCGAGCGGUCUUCUGAAAGCCAGACCGCCUCACUCCAUUGAGACCCUGAAUGCUGCGGCUGAGGAAGUUUCCGGCGUCUCCUCUCACCUCCCUAACUGCCUCCUCCUGAAGGACACCAUCAGAAAAGCUCUAGAGUGGCUCCAGGAAACAGAGGAGCUUCAGGCUAAUGACCGCAGACCUCUGGUGGACAACUUAACUGAUAUGGUGCUACGAGGACAAGCCAUCCAAGUCCACCUGGAGCCCUUAGACAGACUCGAGUCCGUUGUGGCAGAAGUGCAAGACUGGAAAGAAUCUGCUGCCUCCCUUUUCCUCCCGAAGGACACGGCCCACACCCUACUGGAGGCUUUGUGUCCAAGAUGUGAGGUUGGAAAUGAAGGCUCCCCUAAGAGGAAGGCCAAGAAGGGGAAGGAAUCGCCUAAAAGUACCAAGAAAAAAGGCCCGAGGCUCAACACUGUCAGCGAUGUGGAGAAAGCGCUUUCGGAGGCCAAGGACUCCGCCUCCGUUAAUGCGACGCUCGAGGCUCUGCGGGCCAGGGAGAUGGAGGCCUUCCGUCAGCUGAGAGUGGCAAACGAGUCCAAGCUGCUCCCGACCGCAGACUGCACGGACCUGAAGGUGUGCGUCUGUCAGAAGGCGCUCAUGGGAGCCAUGCUGCAGUGCGAGCUCUGCAGGGACGCCUUCCACAGCGUGUGCGUCCGGGACCGAUCGGACCUCAGCGACACGCCUCCGUGGCUGUGUCCCCAGUGUCAGAGAUCCAGAAAGCCGCCGCUGAGCAAAGUUCAGCCUCUGCUCGCGUCCCUGAGGCGGAUCAGAGUUCGACUGCCCGAAGGGGACGCGCUGCACCACCUGGUUGAGAGGACGGUUAACUGGCAGCGUCGGGCGCAGCAGAUUGUGCAGUCUUGCCAUUUGACCGAGCUGGAAAAGGGAGCCGAAGCGCCCCCCGUUCUGACCCGCUGCGCGUCAGACUCCGCCGACACUUACGGCAACACGCAGGUCGCGCGUCGUCUCCCUUUUCGCUCGCUUUGGGGGAUCGGGGUUCGUCAUCUUGGUGUUUUCCUGCAGGCCCCUUGUUUGACUCCAGAGUGGAACAAGACGACCCAUUCCCAGACCGUCUUCUAUACCGAGCAGAGAUGCAUUCCGCUGCAGGGCUUGAAUCAGGACCUGGAGGAACUGAUGGUGGAAGGCCUCCUCCUGCAAGUGUCACUGCCAGAAGUCCACACGCUGCACCGUCUUUUAUUGGACAGGGCCACGAGCCAGCACACGAUGUCUCCAGCACGGGACGAUUCCACGGACUGCGACAAACGCGGACAGUUUCACUCUCAGGGAACAAAACUCAGUCAGGAUGCAAAAGUGAGGGAAGCUCUGAUGGUGCCAGAGAAGAAAGCAAAGAGGCAUUUGCCGAUCCACGGGGAGCGGCGGGCGAGGGACAGAAAGCAUUCUCACAAAAGACAGAAGCUGAAUCAAAAGGAAGUUCAGCGCAGGCCGGCCUCCAACUUGUCCUCGCCGCGUUCUGAUAUCUCGCAGUCCGACGAGUCCGAUGAGGACAUGGCCGUGUGUCCCGCGGAGCGAUGCCACCUCCCUGAGGGAAAUGAGGUGGACUGGGUCCAGUGUGAUGGCUGCUGCAACCAGUGGUUUCACCAAGUGUGUGUCGGGGUCACGGCCGAAAUGGCUGAGAAGGAGGACUACGUUUGUGUCCGAUGUGCACUGAGCACCACGCGCAUGAUGGAAUGAAGCGAUCCCGCCCAAAACGACGCUUGUUGGGUGCCACCAGCCUCACCCUCACCUUUUGUCCAACCCUUUUGUAACAAUGGUGCUAUCUUCUCUUUCACUUGUUGUCCAGAACUAUAAUUGUUCGGUUCUUUUUUUUUUGGGGGGGGGGGGAUUUUUACAUGCAUAUUAUAUAUAUUUACUUAUGAAUUGUUUGUGGCGGUCAAAAUGGAGGGGAAAAAAAACAGGAUGUGAUGUGUACUGCAUGGGAUGCCAUUACAUCGACGUAAAGGAGUCUUACUUCAAACACACCCAGUCAUGGUUAAAUGGUUGAUCAGGGGGUCAAUAUUCUCUUCUCUCAAGCCUAAUUGCAUGCAAGAUUUAAUGACAUCGGAGCCAAGGUUUUCUCCCACCUCCCUUUUGAAUCCAGCGUUUGGUACAUGCAUCUUCAUAUGAUCGUUGCCAUUUUUGUAGAAUAGUUUUAUUUAUCCGAGCAAUAAUUUCUGUCCAAUUUAACAAAUGGAUCUCCGGCGAAUCGUUGCUGCCGUUAGCAAUGGUGCGAUGUACAGCGGGGAACGGGCGCAGCUGCAGCAGCGGGUUGAAGACACUGCUCACAUGUACAAAUGGCAGCGUGUAACUUGGGAUAGGAUACUCAGUGUGGACUUGCUAUAGUUUAUAUUGUGGAAUAAAUUCAUUUUGUUCUAUGGAUAAGUCUGUCUUUGAUACAGUGAUCAGUUCUGUGUUGUGCCGUGGCAGAACCAAGAUGUGUGCGUUUAUUUUGAACAGUCAUUUCAGAAAGCUGAAGAGGAGGAUGCUCAGCCUUUCGCAAUAAAAUGAACCAAA